AUGGUCGCUCCUGCCAUAAAAACAGAGCUCGUUGAUGUGACUGCAGAUUUCAAUGCUGACUGUCGUUUUCUUUUCAAACUUGAGCACCAGCAACCCUCGGGUUCUUUCAAGCUCCGUGGCAUGAGCCGUCUCAUCGAGAAAUCGAUAGCCGACGCAAAUGCUACUGGCAAACAGAACUUGCAUGUUUUCACUUCCUCAGGGGGGAAUGCAGGCAUUGCAGCAGCUUACGCAUCUAAAUUCUACGGAGUGCCUUGCACGGUUGUUCUUCCACAAACAGUGAAGCAAACUACUUUAGAUCAAUUGUCUGAUCUCGGAGCUUCCAUUAUGAUUUUCGGCGAACAUUGGGGUGCUGCUGACGAACACCUUCGUAAUGUGGUGAUGCCAAAGACCGCAAAAGAUGAGGCACAGUUGUACUGCCAUCCCUUUGAUAAUGAAAUUCUUUGGGAAGGACACGGUGAUAUAGUGGACGAAAUGGUCUAUCAAUUGAAAGAUUUGAAUGUGGAUCCGGUUCAUGUGAAAGGAAUUGUGUGCAGCUGUGGAGGUGGGGGGCUUUACAAUGGGCUUGUGGCCGGUUGCCAUCGUAAUCCACUGCUCAAAGAUGUACCCAUGCUUGUAUUGGAAACUUUUCAAACAGCUAGUUUUGAUGCAGCAAUUAAAGCAAAUGAAAUUGUUGCUUUACCCAAAAUAGAAACAUUGGUCACUACACUUGGUUCGCCAUAUGUGGCAACUCAAACAUUGGCCAAUUACAAGAGCCAUAAAACAAGUGUGCGUCUAAUGGAUGAUUUGGAAGCCGUGGAGGGAACAAUUGAGUAUUUUGAUAAGUAUGGUGUUUUGGUUGAGCCUUCAUGUGGAGCAACAGUGGCAACGGCCACACGAAAGAAAGACUUCUUGCAGGUCUUUGGAUCGUUGGGAGCUGAAGAUGUGAUAAUCUUCAUAAUAUGUGGUGGAAGCGCUACAUCCGCCGAAACUUUAGAAAAUUAUCGGAAUCUUCUCAUUUGA
Messenger RNA from Clavispora lusitaniae ATCC 42720, 999 nucleotides. Its product is annotated as L-serine/L-threonine ammonia-lyase. Gene Ontology annotation, biological process: L-threonine catabolic process; L-serine catabolic process. Lineage: Eukaryota; Fungi; Ascomycota; Pichiomycetes; Serinales; Metschnikowiaceae. The record is from RefSeq and is a predicted model, not a curated record. Gene Ontology annotation, molecular function: threonine deaminase activity; L-serine ammonia-lyase activity; pyridoxal phosphate binding.